Pan troglodytes (chimpanzee) is the source of this 3473-nucleotide messenger RNA. RefSeq names its product RAN, member RAS oncogene family (gene RAN). Gene Ontology annotation, cellular component: nucleus; cytoplasm. NCBI's taxonomy places the organism in Eukaryota, Metazoa, Chordata, Mammalia, Primates, Hominidae. Gene Ontology annotation, molecular function: GTPase activity; GTP binding. Gene Ontology annotation, biological process: ribosomal subunit export from nucleus; protein import into nucleus. The transcript is spliced from 7 exons. The record is from RefSeq and is a predicted model, not a curated record. Bases 1077 to 1727 code for a protein of 216 amino acids.
AUUCCGUCCCCGUUGGUAACUAGGGCUGGUAGACGCGUCCAGACUGCAAACAGUAUUUCAUCAUUUUGUCUGUAGCAUGCAGCGGCCAAAGCUGCCAACCUAUGAAACGCUUUGAGAAGCCGGACGCUUUGGGAGGCCGAGGCGGGUGGAUCCCCUGAGGCCAGCCUGGGAGACAUAGUGAGAUUCUGUCUCUCAAAAAAAUUUUUAAAAAAUUACCCCUGAUGUGGUGCGCGCCUGUAGUCCCGGCUACUCGGGAGGCUGAGGCGGGAGGAUCGCCCGAGCCUGAGAGUUCGAGACCAGCCUGGGCAAAGUAGCGAGACUCCGUCUCUUAAAAAAAAUAAGUAGCCGUUUUUCUGGGUGGGUGCAUCCCUCUCUGCUUCCUCGCUCUCCAACUGGCCCUGGUCCUGGGGGCGUGAAGGCUACGAUCUGGAGAGACAGAACGGCGGGCUGACUCUGGAGGACGGGCCUAGACCCCAUUCAUUCAUUCAUUCGUUCUGUCACCCACCCGUCCUGCGCGCACGCGAGCCACCCUAAGCCCCAGGACCUCAAGAACCCCCACCCCACGGGGCACAGACAAGGACAGAUGGCCAGCGCCUGGAAGCCGCGUGCCUGACCACGUCUGCCCGAGCGAGUACCGCCUCCCACCCGGGAGGCAGGAGGGCCGCGACCGUCGGGCCGCGCCCAACGUCUCCCGCUCAGGGGCGCGCCGCCUCGCUUUCAGCGCAUGCGCGCCCGGGAGCCCGCCCGGGGCGUCGGCGCACGCGGUCCCCACUGGCCGGCUUGCGUACGCGCUCCCGGCUCGCCCUCCCACGCGGUCCACCUCGCCUCCCGCCCCACCCUAAGCGCAGCGCCCGCCCGAGCGGCCAACCGAACCGCGCUGCGUGCGUGCGCGCACGCGCGGGCCACGUGGGCGGGCGCCGCACCGUUGCCCCGCCCCUUGCAACCCCGCCCCGCGCCGGCCCCGCCCCUGCUCGCGCGCCGGCGUCGGCUGCGUCUCCGGCGUUUGAAUUGCGCUUCCGCCAUCUUUCCAGCCUCAGUCGGACGGGCGCGGAGACGCUUCUGGAAGGAACGCCGCGAUGGCUGCGCAGGGAGAGCCCCAGGUCCAGUUCAAACUUGUAUUGGUUGGUGAUGGUGGUACUGGAAAAACGACCUUCGUGAAACGUCAUUUGACUGGUGAAUUUGAGAAGAAGUAUGUAGCCACCUUGGGUGUUGAGGUUCAUCCCCUAGUGUUCCACACCAACAGAGGACCUAUUAAGUUCAAUGUAUGGGACACAGCCGGCCAGGAGAAAUUCGGUGGACUGAGAGAUGGCUAUUAUAUCCAAGCCCAGUGUGCCAUCAUAAUGUUUGAUGUAACAUCGAGAGUUACUUACAAGAAUGUGCCUAACUGGCAUAGAGAUCUGGUACGAGUGUGUGAAAACAUCCCCAUUGUGUUGUGUGGCAACAAAGUGGAUAUUAAGGACAGGAAAGUGAAGGCGAAAUCCAUUGUCUUCCACCGAAAGAAGAAUCUUCAGUACUACGACAUUUCUGCCAAAAGUAACUACAACUUUGAAAAGCCCUUCCUCUGGCUUGCUAGGAAGCUCAUUGGAGACCCUAACUUGGAAUUUGUUGCCAUGCCUGCUCUCGCCCCACCAGAAGUUGUCAUGGACCCAGCUUUGGCAGCACAGUAUGAGCACGACUUAGAGGUUGCUCAGACAACUGCUCUCCCGGAUGAGGAUGAUGACCUGUGAGAAUGAAGCUGGAGCCCAGCGUCAGAAGUCUAGUUUUAUAGGCAGCUGUCCUGUGAUGUCAGCGGUGCAGCGUGUGUGCCACCUCAUUAUUAUCUAGCUAAGCGGAACAUGUGCUUCAUCUGUGGGAUGCUGAAGAUGAGUGGGCUUCGGAGUGAAUGUGGCAGUUUAAAAAAUACUUUCAUUGUUUGGACCUGCAUAUUUAGCUGUUUUGGAACGCAGUUGAUUCCUUGAGUUUCAUAUAUAAGACUGCUGCAGUCACAUCACAAUAUUCAGUGGUGAAAUCUUGUUUGUUACUGUCAUUCCCAUUCCUUUUCGUUUAGAAUCAGAAUAAAGUUGUAUUUCAAAUAUCUAAGCAAGUGAACUCAUCCCUUGUUUAUAAAUAGCAUUUGGAAACCACUAAAGUAGGGAAGUUUUAUGCCGUGUUAAUAUUUGAAUUGCCUUGCUUUUAUCACUUAAUUUGAAAUCUAUUGGGUUAAUUUCUCCCUAUGUUUAUUUUUGUACAUUUGAGCCAUGUCACACAAACUGAUGAUGACAGGUCAGCAGUAUUCUAUUUGGUUAGAAGGGUUACGUGGUGUAAAUAUUAGUGCAGUUAAGCUAAAGCAAUGUUUGCUCCACCUUCAUAUUGGCUAGGUAGGGUCACCUAGGGAAGCACUUGCUCAAAAUCUGUGACCUGUCAAUAAAAAUAAUGUGGUUUGUACAUAUCAAAUAGAUAUUUUAAGGGUAAUAUUUUCUUUUAUGGCAAAAGUAAUGUUUUAAUGUAGAACUUCAAACAGGAUGGAACAUAGUGGAUGGCAGGAGGUUGGGAAUUCUUGCUGUUAAAAAUAAGUACAAAUUUUGCACUUUUUUGUUUGAAUGUUAGACGCUUAGUGUGAAGUUGAUACGCAAGGAAAAUGGUCCAUGUUUACCCACAGUUUUCAGGUACUCCCAGAUUUUAAAGAUGUCUUGAACAUUAAGUUCUUCAGCAGUUCACACUACACCGUUUUUUUGUUCCCCCCCCCCACCUGCCCCGAGGGUUUUUUUGUAGGGCAGCACAGCAGAGCAGGACAUGGAUGAAAUACUAGGAAUAUGCACAGUGGGCCAGUGUGGGGGCUUCUCAGUAAUGGAGAACAGUUGGUGAACCUUUUUUUUAAAACUAAGCAUUUAAUUUAUCUUGCGUAUUUUCCACAUUUAAAAGUGAAUUAGGUCUAUUAGGAUAAUUAGGAGUUUGAUCCCAUCAACACUAUUCUUGUAGCAGUUAGGAAUCUUAAGAGCUAUUUUUUUCUCAUACAAUUACUAUAGUCCAGUUUACCAAAGUUUUCUUUAGAUGUCUGAUAAUCUUGAGAUGAUUGCUUACCUUAAAAGGUAUGGAAAGGAUCACUUAAAUAUAUGGAAAAAUGAAAUAAGGGUGAAGCUGAAUAAAGUUCUACUUACUGUAUUAACUGGCAACAGUUGAGUUUCUUAAGAUCUGAAUUGCUGUGUAUGUUACGCUGUAUUCAGAACCAGUUUCUAACCAGCCUGUGAGAUGGGAAGUUUUUUCCCCAUAAUUGGGAUGAAACCUUUCAUUCAGAUAUUUUGAAUUGAAGGUGUAUGUGUUGUUUGUAACCUUGUGGAGAUUGCAAGUGGUGUUGACAUUCUGGAUCUUCUAUGUAACAGUUGAAAUUUGGAAGUGACGUCACUUACCUGUCUAACGUGGUGUGGGAGAGAAUUUACAAGUCCUUUAUUGAAAGAAUAAUUGUUGCAAAAUAUAUUGCUUCUACUUUGCCUGGA